Molecule: messenger RNA, 3318 nt
Organism: Penicillium cinerascens
Lineage: Eukaryota; Fungi; Ascomycota; Eurotiomycetes; Eurotiales; Aspergillaceae
Exons: 5
Coding region: 1-3318 (1105 amino acids)
Biological process (GO): regulation of transcription by RNA polymerase II; nucleosome organization
Cellular component (GO): nucleus; chromatin
Molecular function (GO): ATP binding; nucleosome binding; DNA binding
Source: RefSeq, a predicted model, not a curated record
AUGGCACCGGCAAAAGCUGAAUCGCCGUCUCAGACGGAUACGCCAAUGACCGAUGUAAAUGAUGAUACCAUCCCGUCCAUUCCUGUCGACGCGCCGAUGGCCUACCAAGAUACGCCCGACUACACGGACUCUGACACAAACCCAAACACUACGGCGAGCAGCGUCGCGGGCGACGCUGUAGUUGAUGGUCACAGACGCCGGUCGGAGGCGACUCAGCUGAGAAAGAGUCUUCUGAGCAAGAAACACGGCCGCCUGGAUGAAUCUAAGGAAAAUGAUUCAAUCCGCCGAUUCCGAUACCUUCUCGGCCUGACAGAUCUGUUCCGCCACUUCAUCGAGACCAACCCGAACCCACGCAUCAAGGAGAUCAUCGCCGAAAUCGACCGUCAGAACUCGGAGAGUGAGGCAAAGGCACGCAAGGGUUCCUCUCGCGCGGGUGGUGCGGGCGGCGACAGGCGCCGCAGAACCGAGCAAGAGGAGGAUGCGGAGCUGUUGCGCGAUGAGCGGCAAGGCGGCGAGACAACCACAGUGUUCCGUGAUUCGCCUGGUUUCGUCCACGGUGAACUUCGUGAUUAUCAGAUCGCAGGCUUGAAUUGGCUUGUCUCGCUCCACGAAAAUGGUAUCUCGGGUAUUCUGGCCGAUGAGAUGGGAUUGGGCAAGACUCUGCAGACAAUCUCAUUUUUGGGUUAUCUGCGUUUCGUCCGUGAUAUCCCUGGUCCUCAUCUGGUUGCCGUGCCUAAGUCAACCCUGGACAACUGGAAGCGCGAGUUCGCCAAGUGGAUCCCAGAUGUCCAAGUCCUAGUUCUCCAGGGUGAUAAGGACGAGCGACAACGUUUGAUCAACGAGGAGCUGUUCCAAGAUAACUUCGACGUUUGCAUCACCAGCUACGAGAUGAUCCUCCGCGAGAAAUCCUCCCUCAAGAAAAUCGCCUGGGAAUACAUCAUUAUUGAUGAGGCUCAUCGAAUCAAGAACGAGGAGUCUUCACUCUCGCAGAUCAUUCGUCUUUUCAACUCCCGCAACCGCUUGCUUAUCACCGGAACCCCGCUGCAAAACAACCUACACGAACUGUGGGCUUUGCUCAACUUUUUGCUCCCAGACGUGUUCGGUGACUCGGAUGCCUUUGACCAGUGGUUCUCUAACCAGGAAUCUGACCAGGAUACUGUUGUGCAGCAGCUUCAUCGCGUUUUACGACCCUUCUUGCUGCGACGUGUGAAGAGCGAUGUCGAGAAGAGCUUAUUGCCCAAGCAGGAACUCAAUCUCUAUGUCCCCAUGUCCGAGAUGCAAAGGAAAUGGUACCAAAAGAUUCUGGAGAAGGAUAUUGACGCGGUCAACGGCGCAGCUGGCAAGAAGGAAUCCAAGACCCGAUUGUUGAACAUUGUCAUGCAACUACGAAAAUGUUGCAACCACCCCUACCUUUUCGAAGGAGCCGAGCCCGGCCCUCCAUACACGACCGACGAACAUCUUAUAUACAACGCCGGAAAAAUGGCCAUUUUGGACAAGCUCUUGAAGCGUAUGAAGGAGGAUGGCAGUCGAGUACUUAUCUUCUCUCAGAUGAGUCGUGUUCUGGACAUCCUGGAGGAUUACUGUGUCUUCCGAGAGUUUGAGUACUGUCGCAUUGAUGGCACCACAGCUCACGAGGAUCGUAUCGCUGCCAUUGACGAUUACAACAAGCCCGGGUCGGAGAAGUUUGUCUUCCUUCUUACAACGCGUGCAGGUGGCCUGGGUAUCAACUUGACCACGGCCGAUAUCGUGGUGCUUUUCGACAGUGACUGGAACCCUCAGGCCGAUCUUCAGGCCAUGGAUCGUGCUCACCGAAUUGGCCAGACCAAGCAGGUCAAGGUCUUCAGAUUCGUCACGGAGAAUGCUAUCGAAGAAAAGGUUCUGGAGCGAGCCGCGCAGAAAUUGCGUCUGGAUCAACUGGUUAUCCAGCAAGGCCGUGCUCAGCAGUCAAACAAGGCUGCUUCGAAGGACGAUUUGCUUGGCAUGAUUCAACACGGUGCUGCCGAUGUCUUUGGUCCCACGGACACCACUACCAAGGGAGAUGAUAUCUCCCAAAAUGAUUUCGAAGCUAUUCUACGCAAGGGUGAGGAGCGGACGCAGCAGUUGAACAAGAAGUAUGAGAAGCUUGGCAUCGACGAUCUGCAGAAGUUCAGCUCCGAGAGUGCCUAUGAGUGGAACGGCCAGGAUUUCACGGAGCGUAAGAAGGACAUCGGCGUCAAUUGGAUCAAUCCCGCCAAGCGUGAGCGCAAGGAGAAGUUUUACUCUAUCGACAAGUACUAUCGCCAGGCCCUGGCCACUGGUGGCCGAACCGCUGAUACGAAGCCCAAGGUUCCGCGGGCACCCAAGCAACUCACCGUUCAUGACUGGCAGUUCUACCCUCCUGGUCUGCAGGAGUUGCAGGAGAGGGAGACGGCCAGUUUCCACAGGGAUAUCGGCUACAAGGCUCCACUCCCCGAGGGUCCGGAGGAAGAGUUGAGCGAGCGUGAGGCCGAGCGGGAUCUCGAGCAGCAGGAGAUCGACAAUGCCCAGCCUCUCAACGAGGAGGAGCAAGCCGAGAAGGCUCGCAUGUCGGAGCUGGGCUUCUCUCACUGGAACCGUCGUGAUUUCCAGCAAUUUGUCAACGGUUCGGCCAAGUUUGGACGUACCGACUACGUUGGAAUUGCUACCGAAGUGGACAGCAAGGAGCCCGACGAAGUUGAGGAGUAUGCCAAGGUCUUCUGGCAACGAUAUACCGAGAUCCAGGAUUAUAACAAGUACCUGAAGGUGAUUGAGCAGGGUGAGGAGAAGCUGCAGAUGAAGAACCACCAGCGCAAGAUGUUGCGCAAGAAAUUGGAGAUGUACCGCGUGCCUCUGCAGCAGCUCAAGAUCAACUACACCGUGUCUACGACCAACAAGAAGGUUUACACCGAGGAGGAGGACCGAUUCCUACUGGUGAUGCUGGACAAGUACGGCGUCGAGGGCGAAGGUCUGUACGAGAAGAUCCGCGACGAGGUCCGGGAUUCGCCACUCUUCCGUUUCGACUGGUUCUUCCUCAGCCGUACUCCAGUGGAGAUCGGUCGCCGCUGUACCACGCUGCUGAACACCGUGGCCAAGGAAUUCGAGACCGACGGCAAGGCCAAUGGGGAAGGCAAGGGCCGUGGUCGAGACCGCGACGAGGAUGAGGAGAACGAUGACGCGGCACCCGUGAAGAAGAAGGCUAAGAAUGGCGCCACUGCCAAGCAAGUCAAAAACACCAAAGCUGGCAGCAAGGCCGGCUCCAACGCAACCUCGCGAGCGGCCAGCGUGUCAAACGCACCCAAGAGCAAGGGCCGCAAGAAGUGA